AAUAAAAUGUAUAAUUGUUUCUCUUUUUUAUAAGUCGAGGAAAUAAUUAAAAGUAUUUUUUACUGAGCUGCAGGGGUUGAAUCUCAUGAUGCACAUUAAAGAGUGUUUCCUAAUUUCCUAAAAACAAAAAGUCUAAAACGAAAAGCAGGAGGAGCUCCAGCUUUCCAUGGAGACCCUGCUUCCUCUCCCACUGAGCUGCUUGUGGUUAACUGGGAAUACUGGGAGGCAGUUGAGCAGAGAGCUCCCCCUGCUGGUCACACUGCCGCUCCGGCCAGUGAGGAUUCACAUGGAGACUCUUGAGUGUGAAAGAUGAUGCUGCAGCCAUGAGAGCGGAGGAGGAAGAGGAGGAGGAGGAGCAGAGCUGAGGUUAUUUUCACCGAGUGAGGAGAGGAGAGGAGAGGAGAGGAGAGUGAUAUUUCAGCUGAGGAUCAGUGGGAGGACCAGCCUGUCUCUCUGCUGGACGAGCAGAGGAGGAGGAGGUGUGAGUCUCUGCAGCAGCAGCAGGAGGAGCAGACGGAGGAGGUGGAGGAGGUGGAGGCAUUCCAGAGACGCAGCAGCAGAGCCAUGCAGCAGCCGCAGCUCCAGCAGUGAGGUGGCAGUGGGCGGGGCCUGACCCGCUCGGCCACCGUCUGAUUGGUGGCCUGUGAUGAUUGCGACAGGCGGUCUGCUGAGGAUCAACGCGCGGCGACAGGACUCUCUGAGGUCCAAACCACACAGAUCCCACCCGCACAAGAAGAAGAGCAAGAACAAAAGACGCAGCGAGGUGGUGGUGGUCAAGGGGAAGCUGAAGCUGUGCUCCAUCUCGGGUCUGGUGGCCGUCCUGGGGAUCGUGGUUCUGAUGGUCGGGGUUCUGAUGGCAGCUCUGGGCUACUGGCCUCGGGACGGACUGUUCUUCAGCUCCCAGCCACAAGAGGGCGCCACUAUGGCCUUGAUGUCCUUCAGUAGUCCAGCACCAGCACUUGUUGAAGACCAGGAACCCGGGUGGGCGGAGUCAAACGCAGGAGACGGAACCAAUGGCAGAGGAAAUGGCUUCAACCAAUCAGAGACCGUCAACGGGACCUCUCGAGAUGUUCCACAAGGAUUUCUGGAAGAGUUCCUGGACAGGUAUCUGUACUCUGAUAGGCUGAAGGUCUUCGGCCCGCUCAUCAUGGGCAUUGGCAUCUUCCUCUUCAUCUGUGCCAACGCCGUCCUGCAUGAGAACCGGGACAAGAAGACCAAGGUCAUCAACCUGCGGGACAUCUACUCCACCGUCAUCGACCUCCACAGCGUCCGGAAGACCCACCCUUCUUCCUCUGGCUCCGCCCACCAGCCGUUAGCCAAUCCGCUCAAUGGACUCAUCAACUAUGUCCAGUCCAAGAGUCUGGACUCAAAGUCCCAGAUGUGUCCCGCCGCCCUGUUGUCAAGGCAACCAGCCAGUAGCAGGAGGUGCAGCGAUGGAGGAGGAGGAGUCUUCAGUGUCUGUCAGGAGCAUCCGCCUGCACCUCCUCCCUCCUCCUCCAACAGACACUCCCUUCCCCUGACUUCUGACCCCUGCUGGACCUCCCACCACAAAGAUACGCCGAGCUCCUUCACGUUGCCCCGGCCCCGUCAGCGCUCCCCCGGCGCCCGCAGGAGACACUCCUUCUGGGCCAGGAGCAGUGGCCAGGAGGAGGAGCAGAAGGAGGAGGAGAUGCAGCCGCCUCCUCUGUGUGCCUCCACUCCUCCGCCUCACAGAGGCUCAGAGGCUCUGCUCCUCCUCUCCUCUUCCUCACUCUCCUCCCUGUCCCACCUCCUCUCCUCCUCCACUCCAGCUCCACCCUGCAGGAGGCGGAGCCUUCCGACCGCCGCCCUUAACGCGGCCUACUGCAAGCUGACGCAAGGAGAGGACGAUUCCUUCGAGUGGUCUUCAUCACACAAGGUGACCCCAGAGGUGGAGGUGCGGCCCUCACAACCAGAGACACCCUGAGGUCCCGCCGGCCCCCUGGGGGUGAGGAAGACGAGGAGGAUGAAGCUGGUGAUGACAGCAGCAGCAAUAAAGAGUCUUCCACCGUAAAGAUGAGCCAACUUCCUGUUCAUCAGUUAUCUGGUGGGACCCAGUCUCACCCAGCCAACAGAACUGGACCCACUUGACCCAAACGGAUCCAUUCAGGAGACCACAGAUUGUCUUCAUGUCCCUGUUUACACUAAAUAACCAGAUUAACCCAAACAGAUCCAACUAAUCCAAGGUGACUCCAUUUAUUACCAGCCUGUCCCGUUUCCCUUCCAGACUGACCAUAAUUACAGCCAACUAAUCCAGUUUGACCUGGAUGGACACCAGUCCCAGUCCAGCAGCAGGUCCUUCUUCUUCUUUUCUCUAAGUGGUAGAGGUCAGAGGUCGGAGGUUGGUCUUGCUCCACGCCCUGCAGUGCAUGCUCUUUAAGCAGCUUCAGUAUUUUGCACUCUUUGAUCUUCAAAGCUUCAUUCUUCUGGGACUACUUUCCUUGGCGGAGGCGUCCGUCCCUCCUGUGUUGGACCUGGAGAAAUGGACGGGUUGGACAGCAUGUCGUCGUUUUUACUGCAUGUUCUAGAAGCCGAUCACAUAACCUGCUGUGAUGAAGACAUCAAACAUCUUCAUCCUUUGCUGCUCUGCAGGCUCCGCCCACCUGCUGAGGAGCCGCCCCCUCCACGUUAAAGAUGGCCGCCUCUGGAGGACUGAACUCGACCCGUCAGAAUCCCAAUCAGCUCUACCGGACCUUUAAACUAAAAACAAUCCAACUGUGAUUAUGAAGCAGAGAAAACGGGUCAGAGUUCAGAGUUCACAGGUAGCCUCAACAGGAAGAACUCUAAAACCAGUCCUACUGGCUGACUGGGUGAACUGGUGAUGGUCUGGAUCGACCCAUCCGGAACCUGAGCUUUUUCUCCUAACAUGAUGUCUGAACUGAUUCCUCUCACACUGAACUGGUUCUGUUGAGUCUUCAUCCCGUCCCGUGUCCUCUAACCCAGUGGUCCCCAACCCUGGUUCUCAGGCUGUCCUGUAUGUUUUUGAUGAGGAUGGUGAGGAGGAGUUGUGUGAUGAAGAUGAGUCCGAUCUCCAGCACAGCUGAUCAUUUGACUGCAUCACCUCCUUUGCAUUCUUUCAAUAGCAGCAGCGGUGAAACACCUAAAGCUUGCAGCACAGUGGACCCUGAGGACCAGGGCGAGGGACCACUGCGCUAACCUGUUGGUACCGGACAUUUCAGCUCUGGUUCUGAUCUUGGUUCUGUUGGAGCUUAUUGGACCCGGAUGGACCGUCAGCAGAACUUCCUGCGGUCAGAGCUGCAGUGUCCUCCACUGAGCGAAGCUUCACUGAAGCACAAAGUGAAACCACAACAAAUAAAGCACAAAAUGUCCA
Molecule: messenger RNA, 3349 nt
Organism: Gambusia affinis (western mosquitofish)
Lineage: Eukaryota; Metazoa; Chordata; Actinopteri; Cyprinodontiformes; Poeciliidae
Gene: tmem200ca
Product: transmembrane protein 200C, genome duplicate a
Exons: 5
Coding region: 647-1945 (432 amino acids)
Source: RefSeq, a predicted model, not a curated record